Egretta garzetta (little egret) is the source of this 3585-nucleotide messenger RNA. RefSeq names its product stonin-1. Gene Ontology annotation, cellular component: AP-2 adaptor complex; synaptic vesicle; transcription factor TFIIA complex. NCBI's taxonomy places the organism in Eukaryota, Metazoa, Chordata, Aves, Pelecaniformes, Ardeidae. Gene Ontology annotation, biological process: regulation of endocytosis; clathrin-dependent endocytosis; transcription initiation at RNA polymerase II promoter. Gene Ontology annotation, molecular function: clathrin-cargo adaptor activity. The record is from RefSeq and is a predicted model, not a curated record.
AUGUCCCGCUCCUGGCAGGAGGCACCUCGGCAAACUGGGUCACCUGAUAAUCAGAGUGGUUGUAAAGCAAAUGGCCUUAAACUGAAUCUGUCUAGUGUGCAUGAGCCUUCAAGUCGAUCAUCUUCUACAGGCAGCACUCCACUCUCAUCUCCUGUAGUUGACUUCUACCUAAGUCCUGGACCCCCCAGCAACUCUCCACUUACCACACCUACCAGGGACUACCCAGGAAGUCCGUGCAUCCCAAAGCCUGGGAUUCACAUCCUUUAUCCCAUCCCUGAAUGGCCAUCAAACGUUAACCUUCUUCCAUCACCCAGGGUUUGCUCAUCCCCAACCUCGCAGAAACUAAGCAGCCUUCCUUUGAACACCCUGCCUAAUAACCAUCCAGUUAAGACUUCAGUCUCCAAAUCAACAGACGAAGGAAGCCCUAAUCCGCCAGGAAGCUGCGAGGAGAUAGGAGAGUUGUCGUCAGCACCGGAGCACUUCCCGUACUUCCAGAGCAACUGUGCUUUUUCCAGUCCCUUUUGGAAGGAAGGCUGCUCGCUCAGCACGUCACCAGCUAAUGUUGGUGCGCACAGGAAGGACAAAGGGCUGGACAGGAGCUUCUGUCAUCCUAAAGACAAAGAAACUUGCCAUGAUCAGAAAAGCCUUAACCAGGGCUCCUUCAGCUACAUCUGUGAGAGGCUUGAACACCUGCAAGCUGAUGGCUGUGAUGCUGUGGAAAGCCCGCCCGUCUCCAGCGCUCACGCGUGGCAUAAGCUCUCCCCCGCCGUCCCACGCAGCCUCUUCAGGAGCCGGAAAGCGGAUGGGUGGCCGUUCAUGCUGAGGAUUCCUGAAAAGAAGAACAUGAUGUCGUCUCGGCAAUGGGGCCCUAUUUACCUUAAUGUUCUAGCUGGAGGCAUACUGCAGAUGUAUUAUGAAAAGGGCCUGGAGAAACCUUUCAGGGAAUUCCAGCUGCAGCCACACUGCAAGCUGUCCGAACCCAAAUUAGAGAGCUAUAAUGUCUCGGGAAAAAUCCAUACCGUGAAGAUCGAGUGCGUGACUUACACAGAGAAAAGGAGGUAUCAUCCCAAAGUAGAAGUGAUCCAUGAGCCAGAGGUUGAGCAGAUGUUAAAGCUGGGCACCACAGAUUAUAACGACUUCACCGAUUUCCUUAUAACAGUUGAGGAAGAGCUUAUGAAACUUCCUACUGUUUCUAGACAAAAGAGAAAUUAUGAAGAGCAAGAAAUGACUCUGGAAAUAGUGGAUAACUUUUGGGGAAAAGUCACUAAGGCAGAAGGAAAACUCACAGAAAGUGCUGUCAUCACGCACAUUUACUGCUUGUGUUUUGUGAACGGAAGUGCCGACUGCUUUCUAACCCUGAAUGACCUGGAGCUUCAGAAGAGGGAUGAGCAUUACUUUGAGAAGGAGGAGGAGAAGAAAUGGAUUGAUAUUCUUGAUUGCCAUUUCCAUAACUGUGUCAAAGUGCAGGAAUUCGAGCAAUCACGAAUUAUUAAGUUUACACCCCCAGAUGCCUAUAGGCUGGAACUGAUGCGUUUCAGGACACGAUAUAAUCGGCAAGACCUUCCCUUUUCUGUGAAGGCUAUGGUAGUGGUUCAGGGGGCAUAUGUUGAACUUCAGGCUUUUAUAAACAUGUCUUCAACUGCUCCGAUCCCAACACGUUUACCUUCUGUGAAAUACUGUGAGAACGUUAUGAUACGCUUUCCCGUUCCCACACAGUGGGUCAAAGCACUUUGGACCAUGAACCUCCAAAGGCAGAAGUCCCUAAAAGCAAAAAUGAAUAGGAGAGCGUGCCUUGGCGCUUUACACGAGGUCGAAUCUGAUCCCAUAAUACAAGUCUCGGUUGGAACAGCAAAAUACGAGAGUGCCUACAGGGCUGUUGUGUGGAAGAUAGACAGGCUUCCAGAUAAAAACUCAAGUUCAGAUCAUCCACACAGCCUGUCUUACAAACUGGAACUGGGAUCAGACCAGGAAAUCCCAUCUGACUGGUAUCCAUUUGCUACUGUCCAGUUUGUCGUUCAUGAUACCUGCGCCUCAGGGACAGAAGUCAAGUCACUGGGCAUAGAGAGCGAUGUGCAGCCCCAGAAACACGUGGUUCAGAAAGCCUUUUACAAUUGCCAGCCUAAACUAUACAAGUCCAUUAUUGAAGAUGUGAUCGAAGGUGUGCGGGAACUCUUUGCAGAAGAGGGUUUAGAGGAACAGGUUCUGAAAGACUUGAAGCAGCUUUGGGAAACCAAGGUGGUGCAGUCUAAAGCAACAGAAGGCUUCUUCAGCCAUAGCCACCGUUGUCCACAGUUUACCCUGCAGUUGCCGCAAAAUUUUCACCGUGUUCUGCAGGCUUCAGCAGCUUCUUUAGUUAUCCCAACUGGCAGAGGUUUUCAGCAUUUCACAGCAGCAGGCCUGGGUGCUUCACGAGCAGGUGCAACUCUUGCUCUCCCUUCGGGCAUUGCUUAUCCUGUACAUGUACCAGCUGGAGUGACGCUACAGACAGCAUCUGGGCACCUUUAUAAGGUAAAUGUGCCUGUUAUGGUUACCCAGGCCCUGGGAGAUGCAAGUAUUCUACAUCAUCCUGUUCAGCAGAUACUUCAGCCCCUUGGGCAACCUUCAGUUCUGCAAGCCAGCAUUGCUGGUGUUGCACAGGUGAAUGCAUCUUCUGCCCAGGCAGAUGCUGAAACAUUGCAACCUCGGGAGACUGCUGUCCAACAAACCAUGGCAUUUCAACCAAAUGUCAUGGAAAAAAACCACCUGGAGAACUCUGCCAAUACUACACUGGUCCAGCAGCCUUCUGUGAGUCAGCAGGAACCUAAUGUAGCGUUGAAUCAGCAUGCAGACUCAACAGAAAAAUCCCAGCACAGCAGUCUUCAUACAGCUGUGUUUACUCCAGAAUCCUCUGAAGGGUUUUCUCCCCCUGAAUCCUUGGCAAACAACUCGAGCAGUGUGCUGCUGGAUGUGGAGGGGCAGUUAGACAUUGAGCCUCAGGAGUUGGUGCAACAGCAGGUGUCUGAUGAUAUCAUUGACCUGAUUAUCACGGGCAAAAGUUUGGAUGAUAACACUGUUCUGAAACAUCAGGACAGCAUUGCUUCAUCUGACAAGACAGAACCUACUGAGCAGAUGGAAUCUAAUUUACGAUCAGAGAAGGAUAUCUGCAGUGACAUUGAAGGCAUAAUUCAGCUAGAUGGAACUGGUGAUCUUCCUCCCAAGGAAGAAAUACAACAUACAAAAGAUAGCGAAGAGAAUGAGUUCAUUGGCAUUAUUGAAUCAGAGGAUCUAAAAGUUCUGGAGGAUGAGGAUGAGGAAGACGAUGAUGAAGAACGUGACAGUAUUUCAAACACAGAGUCUAGCAGCAGUGGUGGUGAUAAUGAAGAGCCCCAAAUAGAUAUAGUUGAAGAGGACCCGCUAAAUUCUGGUGAUGAUGUCAGCGAACAGGACACUCCAGACUUGUUUGACACCAACAAUGUGAUAGUUUGUCAGUAUGACAAGAUACAUCGAAGUAAGAACAAAUGGAAGUUCUACUUAAAAAAUGGAGUGAUGUCCUUUGAUGGUAAAGACCAUGUUUUCGCAAAAGCUAUUGGAGAUGCAGAGUGGUGA